This is a messenger RNA of Brenthis ino (lesser marbled fritillary), 1116 nucleotides long. The record is from the annotation of a GenBank genome assembly. Lineage: Eukaryota; Metazoa; Arthropoda; Insecta; Lepidoptera; Nymphalidae.
AUGAGUGAAGCAGCCACAUCUAAUGUAUUCGAAUCUCACAUAAUUAGUGCAGAUCACAAAGAUCUAAUCCAUGAUGUCGCUUACGACUUCUAUGGAGAAAGAAUGGCAACUUGCUCAAGUGAUCAGUAUGUAAAAGUGUGGGAUGCUGACGGUCAAGGUAGUUGGCGUCUUACAGCCAGUUGGAAAGCACAUCAUGGCUCCGUUUGGAAAGUGACCUGGGCACAUCCAGAGUUUGGGCAGGUUUUGGCAACAUGUUCCUUUGAUAGAACUGCUGCAAUAUGGGAAGAAGUUGGUGACACAACUGCAUCUGGUUCAGAAAAAGGUCUGCGGACAUGGGUAAAGAGAUCUAACCUGGUAGACUCUAGAACUUCCGUUACAGAUGUUAAAUUUGGUCCAAAACAUUUAGGAUUACUCCUUGUCACUUGUUCAGCUGAUGGGAUUAUAAGAAUAUAUGAGGCACCAGAUGUCAUGAACUUAGCGCAAUGGACUUUACAACAUGAGAUACCAACAAAACUUUCAAUCAGUUGUUUAUCAUGGAACCCGUCACUAUCUAGAAGUAACACAAACCCGCCCAUGCUCGCUGUAGGUAGUGAUGAGCCUAACAAUGUGAAUGCCACCAGCACACAAAGUGACAAAGUUUCCAAUAAUGAAAAAGUGUUCAUUUAUGAGUACAGUGAGUCAUCUCGUCGUUGGACUAGAACUGAAUGUUUGUCUUCAGUGGUAGAACCUGUGAAUGAUAUAGCUUUUGCACCCAACUUGGGUCGCUCCUUCCAUCUCUUAGCAGUCGCCACUAAAGAUGUUAGGAUUAUAAAACUUGAACCAAUACCAGAAACAUCGGGUGCAUCGAAUGGGUCGGUUCGGUUUAAGAGUGAGGUGGUGGCCGCCUUCGACGACCACAUGUCGAACGUGUGGCGCGUGUCGUGGAACGUGACCGGCACGCUGCUCGCCUCCUCCGGCGACGACUGCUGCGUGCGGCUGUGGAAGAUGCAAUACAUGAACCAGUGGAAGUGUUGCGCGGUGCUGCGCGGCGAGGCGGGCGCGGAGGCGGCGCCACGCGCGCGCACGCCCUACACGCGCCUCGCGCCCAGCGCCAACCCCGCGCACAUGCCCUACCAC